UCAGACUUCAAAACCCGAUCAAGUUCUUCGAAUAGGAACCUUGAUUUGUGAUUAUUUCUAUAUUGCGUGACGGACAUUCGAUAAACAUGGCCAACACCGAGUCGGGCGACCCGGCCCUCAAUGCCGGACAGGCACUGAACGGACAGACUACCGCAGGGCGCCGCGAGAGCUUCAGCUCUCAAAACUCGCAGACCGCGAAGGAAUUCAUUGAAUCGCAGAUUCGACUUGAAGCCGAUGCGCGUGAAGUCCUCCCAUAUUCAUUCGAUACUUGUACACAAGACUUAGGACCCCUUCGCCAAUCUCUCUUCGCCUGCCUUACCUGCAAUCCCUCCACCUCCGAAGAGUCAUAUACCCCCGCCGCCGUGUGCUACUCAUGCUCCAUCUCCUGCCAUGGCGAACACGAUCUCGUCGAGCUCUUCAACAAGCGGAACUUUGUCUGCGACUGUGGAACAACCCGCAUGCCCGCCACCUCGCCAUGCACCCUUCGGAACGACCCCAAGACCGGCACGAAAGGCGUGCACUCAGAGCAACCUCACCAAGGCAACAAAUACAACCACAACUUCCAGAACAAGUUUUGCGGAUGCGGCGAGGACUAUGACCCGCAUAAGGAACGCGGUACGAUGUUCCAGUGUUUGGGUCUGGGCACAGUAGAGACCAGUGGUUGUGGUGAAGACUGGUGGCACCCAGAAUGUCUGAUUGGCCUGCCGCGCGACUGGUACAAGGCUGCGAAGAAAGAUGGAGAGGCAGCCGACGAUGACGAGGAAGAAGAGACUCCCCUUCCGCCCGGAUUCCCCGCAGAAGAGGACUUUGCGAUCUUCCUCUGCUACAAGUGCGUCGACUCGAAUCCCUGGGUAAAGCGCUACGCAGGAACACCAGGCUUCCUACCCCCAGUAUACAAAGAAGGCGGACUCGCCAAACCCUCAGAAGAGGAAACCAAACCCACCACCACCGAACAAGCCAACCAGACUACAGAACCAGAGCAACCCAGCAACCCCAAGAAACGCAAAGCGGACGACAGCGCCGACGAAGAAAGCGAUCCUGCUCCGAAGCGACCAAAAGAGGAGCCUACAGAAGAUCCCAAGCCCGAAAACAGCGACACGACCACCCCUACCACUGAAUCCAAACCCGACACAUCCCAAGACACCGACAAAACCACCACCACACCCACCGACUCAAAACCUACCACCACCAGCGAAGACACCACCAACCCCUCCCCACCCAAACACACCCACCUCCCCACAACCCCCCCAACCCGCACCUUCUCCCUCUUCCUGAAAGACGACUUCCGCGACCACUUCUGCCGCUGCCGCGACUGCUACCCACACCUCGCAUCGCACCCUCAACUGCGCGAAGAAGAGGAGACCUACGAACCGCCCAUGUCCGAAGACGGCGACGGCGAGGGUCCAAACGGCGGAGGCAGCACCGGCACAGGCAGCCUUCUGGACCGGGGUGAAGCAGCACUGAGCAACAUCGACCGAGUGCGCGCUAUCGAGGGCGCAAUGGUGUACAACCAUCUGCGCGAUAAGGUCAAGGAGUUUCUGAAGCCGUUUGCGGAGACGGGUAAGGCGGUUAGUGCGGAGGAUAUCAAGUCCUAUUUUGAGAAGUUGAGGGGUGAUGAGCAGUCCAUUCGGGAUGCCGCGUCUUCUGCUGCUGGGGGUGGUGGGGGUGGUGAUGAUGGGGGUGGUGGGGAAGGGGGUGGUCGGAGGGAGCAGAGUGGAUAUUGA
This is a messenger RNA of Aspergillus neoniger CBS 115656, 1724 nucleotides long. RefSeq names its product putative metaphase-anaphase transition protein (Mlo2). NCBI's taxonomy places the organism in Eukaryota, Fungi, Ascomycota, Eurotiomycetes, Eurotiales, Aspergillaceae. Gene Ontology annotation, molecular function: ubiquitin protein ligase activity; zinc ion binding. Gene Ontology annotation, cellular component: cytoplasm. Bases 87 to 1724 code for a protein of 545 amino acids. The transcript is spliced from 4 exons. The record is from RefSeq and is a predicted model, not a curated record.